Molecule: messenger RNA, 2118 nt
Organism: Symbiodinium natans
Lineage: Eukaryota; Dinophyceae; Suessiales; Symbiodiniaceae
Source: the annotation of a GenBank genome assembly
AUGCACUAUUGGCAGUCCUACGAUGGCUUCGCGCGCGUAGCGAUGAGCAUGGGCACGAAUCAGUUGAUCCUGGGUUUGUCCUACUACGUGAUUGGCUACGUGUUGAUCUCCAACAAGGCCAUCAUCGCGUGCUGGCUCGUGGUGCUCCUUUUCAUGGUUAUUGCCACAGCGUUGAUUCGUCUGGACAUGUCCCUCACAGGCUUUGAGUUCCGGGCAGCCAUGGUUCUGGUCUUUGCCGGCCCGACACUGACGGCUCUGGCAGCCCAGCAAUGGCGACUCCACACAGUGAAGGGCUACGAGAUGGUCCACCUCCUGGCGCCGCUGCCUUACGCCGCUGAGGCGGCCUGGCUCAUGCUGCUGCUCUACAUCAGCAAGGUGCAGGAGCAGGAAGGCGGAGCCACGCUUCCCACCGGGUUUCGAUCCGUAAUGUACAUCGAUGUCUUCGGCUGGAUCAAGCGAGCUCGGGCACAGAAGGAGGGCCAGGCCAGUCCGUGGGAGCCGCGGGUGUCCGAAGAGACACGACGUCUCCCGUCGCCUGCAGAGGCUGCGGUGCCUCAGCCGGGCCGGGGCCCGGCACUGGAGGCGGUGCACUACGAUGGCACAUUCCUCAAAGGCCCUGCCCCCCGACGACCAGAGUUGUUGCCAGGUGCUGCCAAGCCUCCCCCGGAGACGCUGGCCACAAAAGAGAUGUUCGAUCCGACUACCUUCGUGCCAAGGGAGAAGGACGGACAGCAGGCGAAUCACGCAGAGGACAUCCAUCCGUACCUGAAGCCUGGCGUUGUGCCUUGGCGCAUCUUCUGCUCAGCGACCACGCUGCUGCUGGUCCUGUGGUGGAUUUCAGGAGUACUCAUCCUCCUUCAGUCCUCCGGUUGGUCUGCUCUGCGUGUGUCGCCGCUUCUUCACGACACAGAGGAGGGGCCUGCGCCAAUUGAGCAAACACAGACGGCAGCUUUCCUGCUCGAGGAAGCCACAAUCCAGCCGAAUGCGCAGGCUGAGUCUUUGCAUGGAGAGCACAUCUCCACUUUCUGGCCCCCUGGAGCCUCUCCUCGGCACCUGUCGUGUGCAUCGGCGGACGGCGCCGUGCGCUUUGCUGCCAGCAGCCGCUUUGGCCUAUUCGAGGCGACCUUGAACACGGGCCUGCAUCUCGACAGCACUGAGACAGGCAAAGAUGCGUUAAACUCGGCAUUCGUGGCAAUCGCGGAGCUCCGACUCCAGGAAGAGCAGUGCGGGCCGCCCCAGCAACUCCAGCCCGAAAGCCCUCUGCUCCCGCAGUGGGAGGACCUCAGCGUGCUCUGCAGUGGCCACGACUGCCAGGCGCAGGUGCUCCAUCGCCAGGGCCAGCGCCUGGCCUCCUGCAGCUUGGGCACCGCGUCCCGCGCUUCGGAGGCCGUGAUGUCACUGGGUGACACCUGGCUCGGCCAAGGAGAUGCAGCACGGGACGAGUCCCAGGAGGAGGCACCAAAACUGGGAGGUGCCCAGCGCUGCGCCUACGCAGAGACGACAGGUGGACGCCUUGUGGAGCUGAAGUCGGGGCUGGUGCAAGGCAGGGCAAAAACACUCACAGCCUUCGGAUGGUUCGUGUCCUGGAAUCCCGCCUUUGCUGUUCGUCAGGGCGGGAGGGCGGGGAAUGGAGGUGCUGUGCUUGAUAUGAUGGGCCUUGAAGGAGGUUCUGCAGAUUGGUUGCCAACCCGAGUGCUCCUGGCAGACGUUGGCCGCGCGGCCAAGCGGAAAGGCGCUGCUCUUCACACGCUGGGAGACCGCUACUUAGCGAUGCUGGUGACUGGAGGAGCGGAGCUGCGCAUCUUCGACCUCCGCCAGUCAGGCAAGAUGGUGCAGAGAUAUCCUCUGCCGGGGCAGAAGUUCUGGCGCUCCAUGUGCAGUGCGGGCAGCAACCUUUUCCUCCUUUCCGAGGAUCCGGCAGCUGCCGCCCAGAUCUUCCGCUUCCCACUCCCACAGUCGCUGCUGCCUUCUGCGCAAUCGAAGCCGGCAGUACUGUCGGACAAGGCCGUCGGCAGCGCGUCAGGUUGCUCCCGGGGGUUCCGUCAUGCUUUUGAAAGUCUUGAGUCUACACGCGUUACUAUUAUACUAUUGUUACUGCUUGGCUGGAGCAAUUGUUAG